Messenger RNA from Actinia tenebrosa (Australian red waratah sea anemone), 7220 nucleotides. RefSeq lists its product as uncharacterized. Lineage: Eukaryota; Metazoa; Cnidaria; Anthozoa; Actiniaria; Actiniidae. Gene Ontology annotation, molecular function: ATP binding; RNA nuclease activity; protein binding. Gene Ontology annotation, biological process: mRNA processing; protein phosphorylation. The record is from RefSeq and is a predicted model, not a curated record.
GGAAUGAAAAGGUAACCCAUGCACUGAUUGAAGCUGGUGCUGAUGUCAACAUAACUGACAAGGAUGGCAAAACAGUCCUUUUGCAUGUUUUUGGUGAAGAGAUUUUAAACAAAUUUAUUCAGACCAACGCAACAGUACAUUUCAUACAUCUAAUCAAGUUGCUCUUGGUAAAUGGAGCAAGCUUAUGUGACACAACAAUGGAAGAAGAUUCUGUUUUCCAUUUUAUUCUGAAACUUUACCAACAAACUCUUUCAACUGCAGAUAAAAAUCCCAAACAAUCUAUAUUGCUUGAACUGGUGGAAAUUUUGAAACUGUUUUCCCAAUCAAGAAAGAGUGAGGUGGCUGUGAAUAAAAGAGACAGCCAAUUAAAUUCACCACUCCAUCAUUGGGCAUCACUUGAAUUGGUACUGUCCAACAGGUAUCAGGAAAAUGUGUGUGAUGGCUACAGUUUUGAAAACCUAUUAAAAGAGAUCCUUGAUUUGCUUCUCGAGUGUGGAGUGAUACUGGAUGAUAUCAAUGAAAACAAACAGACACCUCUACACAUGUGCAGUACGUGGACAGCUGUCAAACUCUUGUUAGAUGCUGGAGCAGAGCCAGAUGUAAAAGAUUCAUCAGGGUGCUCGCCUCUUCUUGCCGCUGCAAAGAGGAACCCUUGCCUCAAAAAUGGUUCAGAACAUUUCUAUCCUGAUGUUGAUCAAAUCCGGGCCAAGGAGUUCUGGCAAGAAGUGCUUAACAAAAGACUUGAUCCAUGGACUGCUGAUGAUAAUGGAGAUUCAAUUCUGAGCAUUCUGAUCCAAAAAGAAGCUAACUGCCUUGCUGAAGCCCUGAUCGAAGUCGCUUGUGAGCUGAAGUUUGUACACUCGGAUACAAUUGGAGUAGCUCUUCUCAUUACUGUUUGCAGAGACAAGUCCAUGGAGAAAGUAGGGAAAGUUAAACUCGUUAAGACAUUGUUAAGAUAUCGAAUUAGUCUUGCACAAGAAAGCUUGAGCACCAAAGACACUGCUUUGCAUUUUAGUUUCAGGAACAUGAUCAAAUUAUCUGAAGAAAGUGUUAAGACGUCUGUGCAUUGGACAAUUGCUCAGCAUCUAAUUUUGUGCGGAGCUGAUGUUGAAUUCGCUGAUAAGGAGGGCAAAUCCUGUUUGGACAUAGCAAAAAGCUGUCCAGUUCUCAAAGACCUUUUGUCAAUGCCUGUCAAGAUCGAAGAAGUGCCUCCUCUGAUUGACUUAUGGAAGGCAGUUUCAGAGAAGCAUCAAGGCCAAUUAGUAAAGGUUUCAAGAGGCUUUAAGUGUCAGCAAACGGAGACAGUUUAUUAUUUCAAGGAAUCCUUAGACAGUGGCACGUUUGGUCUAGUAUUUGUGGGAAUCAACGCACACGAUGGAAAAGAAGUUGCUGUUAAGCGUGUUGAAACAUUGAGGGUAGAUAAGGAAAACAUCACAAAAGAGAUUGAAGAUCUUAAAACGCUGAGCUGCAAUAAAGUUAUUCAGUGCUUGUUAUGUACCAACGAUAAAGAUUUUUUGUAUGUGAUCUUGGAGCUGAUGGAAGGGAAUCUUGAUGAUCUACUCUCUGAGGAGUACAAUUUUGGCAUCACCAAUCAACAAACAGAGUUUUGUAGAGAUAUUUGCACAGGACUAGACUAUUUGCACAACCAUGGCAUCAUACACAGGUGUAUAAAACCAAGUAACAUUCUCUACCAAGUGCUUGAUUCAGGAAUAAACCUGAAGCUUGCUUUCUUUGGUUUAAGAAGCCAGAUGUGUAAGGAGCAGCAUAACUUUACUUUUAUGGAUACAUAUGAAUAUCUAACUAAGGUGAGAUGCUGGAUGGCACCAGAAGUGUUGCAGUCACAGAGUCAUUCGAAGUCUUCUGAUGUUUUCUCAUGUGGACUUGUGAUCCAUUAUCUGCUUAGCAACAAAAAGCAUCCUUUCGCCCCUGGUGGGUCCAGCAAAGAAAGCCCACUAGCAGUAAGUAUUGAAACCGUUGAUAACAUUGCCCAAUAUAAGAUAGGACUUGAAGGAACAAUCUCUUCUGAUGCAAUUAACCUUCUCCAAGGAAUGCUUGAUCAUGACACAACCAAACGUAUCAGUAUUUCAUAUGCAUUGGAACAUCGGUUCUUCCAGUCAAAGUCAGGAAAUGUUUAUCAGUUAAUGGUCAUGUCUAUCUUUGAUGUUGAUCUAGCUACUCUGCAUAAUGACUGCAACAUAAGGCACACAUUAAUCUCGCUGCCCAACGUCACGCUGUCUCCGAAUGCCCUCAAAAAUCUUUUGGGAGAAGAUUGCUUAUGCACCUUGAGGGAAAUAAUAUUUCAGUCAGAUUUGGAAAGCAUAGACAUUACACACUGUAAUAAAGAAACCCAGCUUCUAUUUUUCACACGGUUGGCGUCUGAGCGCUUCAUCUCGACAUGCUUUACUAACUAUAAUAAUACGAUUUGCAUAAAAUGCUCGAUGAGUCCUGACCUCGAAGUUGAUAUUUCAAAUUGGAAUGUCGAAACGCUUAAAGAAUGCGCUUCCACAUUUAUGAAUGAAGCAAGUCAAAUUCCUGUUGAUAUGAAACUGCAUCUUGCUUGCCUUGCGAAAGACCCUCAAUGUGUCGAUGGUUUACUAAAAGAAAAACAUUCUACAUAUCCCAAGAAAAAGAAUUUGUUAUUCUAUGGGAUUUCCUGUUUAGAGAUUGUAGAUGUUCUGAUCAAGAGUGGUGUCGAUGUCAAUGUAAGAGAUGCUCGCGGAAGAACCCCUUUAUUUUAUGCCUUUAUAAGCUCCUUGGACUCGGCGAAGAAGCUCCUUGACAAUGGUGCCUCGGUGACUAAAACAGACGAUCGCCGUGUAAGUGUCCUAACAUUUUUUACAGAUUAUAUGAUAAAAAACCAUUUGCCAGCCGAUGUCAAAUAUGAAGGAAUAAAGCUUUUUUCUGAGAAAUUAAAUCGAGAUCAGAUGGCCAAACAAGUUGUAAACUUGAUUUUGUGCAAGUUUAUCCAAGUUCUUGGUACUAUGCAACAUGCGUCGAAUCCACAUAGUAAUUAUAUUAACCCCGACAAACUGUGCGAAAUCCUCAAGUUGGUUUUGAGUCACACAAACGAUGACACACACGCUGAUAACAGAAACAGCCUAAUUAGCCAGCUUCAAAGUAUGCAAGAACGCGUUACUCCAGACGACUUUGCUGUAUCUGAUGUGCUCCAAACCUUUUACGACCUUGGCGCAGAAUCUUCAGCUCCAGAUUCGGAAGGAAACACUUGUCUUCACUAUGCAACCCAAUUGCUGUUCUAUGGUGUGCCUGAAGAAACAGUGACUAAGCUUUGUCGUGUGCUCAUAGAACACGAUGCAAAAUUGGACGCGAAAAAUCACAAGGAGGAGACACCGCUUUUGUUUUGCUUGUCAUCCAAACAUCUGAUGGCGUCCAGGGCAGCACGUAAUUGGUCCGGAUGUCUGCAGAAGGUUUGCGAAGUUCUUAUGGAAAAUGGGUCAAAGUUGCGUGACACAAAUCAUAAAGAAGAAUCUGCAUUUCAUCUGAUUAUCAAAAUUUUCCAAUACGCCAUUCUUUUACAAGAUAAGCGCCAAAAACGUCGUAUUUUUGAAGAAAUGUUUGAAAUAUUGUCAGGGUUUACUAUAACCGACCAAAAACAAACUGCUGUUCGCAAAAGAGAUAAUCAUCAAGACUCCCCGCUUCACCUUUUGGCAUCACUGGCUCUCAAGCCAUCCGAUCUUUACAAUGAAAAUGUGUGUGAUGGCUACAGUUUUGAAAACCUAUUAAAAGAGAUCCUUGAUUUGCUUCUCGAGUGUGGAGUGAUACUGGAUGAUAUCAAUGAAAACAAACAGACACCUCUACACAUGUGCAGAACCUGGACAGCUGUCAAGCUCUUGUUAGAUGCUGGAGCACAGCCAGAUGUAAAAGAUUCAUCAGGAUGCUCACCUCUUCUUGCUGCUGCGAAGAGGAACACAUGCCUCGAGAAUGAUUCAGAACAUUUCUAUCCUGAUGUUGAUCAAAUCCGGGCCAAGGAGUUCUGGCUAGAAGUACUCAAAAAAAAACUUGAUCCAUGGACUGCUGACAAGGAGGGAAAUUCAGUUCUCAGCAUUCUAAUAAAAAAAGAAGCUAACUGCCUUGCCAAAGCCUUAGUUGAAAUUGCCUGUGACCUAGUAUCACAGAUAGACACAAUUGGUAUUCCUCUCCUGAAUGCUGUCUGUAAAGACCAAUCGAGCGAAAACCACUGGAAAUUGGACCUAGUAAAGUUAUUGGUAAAUUCAAGGAGAAGUCUCGCACACAGUACUCUGAGGGGCAGCAAUGACACAGCCCUUCAUUUCAGCUGUAGGAACAUUCUAGAGUUACCAGAUAGCAGUGUUGAAACGUCUGUGCAUUGGAAGAUUGUCCAGUAUCUUCUGUUGUGUGGAGCUGAUAUCAACGCUUCUGGAGAAGCUGGCGAAUCCUGUCUUGCUUUGUCAGAUAAUUGUCCUGUUCUCAAAGAUCUACUAUCAGCUUCAGUGGACCACAGUGMACUUCCUUUAGUUCUUGACUGGACACAGUCUUCCCAGAUUCACGCCCAGAAACUGUCACUGGUUGCAAGAAUGGUCAAAUGUCGACAAGUCGGAAGUAUAUAUUUACACCAAGAGGCUUUAGACGAAGAAAAGGGAUCAGGCGGUUUUGUCUUUGCUGGCAUCGACAAGGAAGGAAGAGAAGUAGCUGUCAAGCGCAUACCUAUGUCAAACACGAAAUGUUCGGAAAGUGUUCUUGUGCCAUCAGCGCAAUGCAAGCAGAUUGUUCGUGAUUACCGUUGCUUAGAAGAGGGAAACUUUCAUUAUAUUACUUUUGAAUUGAUGGAAGGGAAUCUCGAGCAUUACCUUGAUAUGGCCAGUAGCGCAGGCGAUUCCACCAAGCUUUGCAAAGACUUAUUAAUGGGCUUGGAGUUUUUACAAUCUCAAGGUAUAGUUCAUGGCAAUAUCAAUCCAAGAACCGUGUUUUACCAAGCUAAACCAAGCUUAUGCCUUAAGAUUGGAAACUGCAAGACAAAUAGCUUAAUAAUAGGAUGGGUUGCAUCAGAAGUCUUGAAAGAUGGAAUUCCCUUUUCCAAGCAGUCUGAUAUGUUUUCCUGUGGGCUCGUGCUUCACUAUCUUCUGUCAGGCAAAAAACAUCCAUUCGCUCCUGCAGACUCCGCAACGAAAACACCACAGGAAAUCCUCAGCGAAACACACCAAAAUAUUAGGAAUGGUAAUAUUUUAAAGAUCGAUGAUUCCCUCACUCCUGAAGCUACUCAUCUUGUACAUCUGAUGCUUGACAGUGAUCCCAGACAUCGGCCCUCUGCAGCCGAUGCGUUGGUUCAUCCUUUCUUCUGGGAUAACGAAACAAAGAAGAGGUUCCUUCAUGYUGUAGGAAAUGAGCCAGAGAUUGCAAUGAACAAUAGACCACAUCCUAUGCUUGCGUUUGAGAGUGAACUACAGGGGCGAUUCAAUGUCAUUGUAUCCAGAGGUAUAACAUGGUAUGAUUCGCCACCAUAUGACAACAUGUCGGCUACUUAUGCUGGAAUGAAAAUAAAAAGAUUUUACGACYACAAGACCGUUGCUGGAUUAAUUCGCUUCAUUCGUAAUGCCUACGAACACAUUAAUGAACAGCCAAAAAACAWUCAAGAAUUGUGGGAAGAUGAUUUUGUUCUAAAUGAUUAUUUCCCAAAAUUGGUUAUCGAAGUUUACAAGGCUUUGACGACAAGCGAGUUCCAUCAAUUGCACAAGGACAGGAAAGGAAUCAAGAAAUUCUUUAGAUUUCUGUAGAUUUUUUAAUGAACUUUAUGGUAAGGAAGGAUAGAUAGAAACUGAAACAUUUGUCACGAUCUCAUAUAUUUAUUAUGUACUUUAUCGCCCCAUGUGAUUCAAAGGAUUUCCUCAGAAAAUUAAGAGGCAAUGUCCACAAGAAUCGAACAAACGGUGGCAAGGGUCAAGAAAUCAAAUUCGCCUAUCUUUUGAAGUUAGAUAUGCCAUUAUUAGAUAUGAGUCACUUGGUAGUUGGUUUUCGAAAAUAUUAUUUCAUUUUCGAGAAAACGGCCAUAGAAGCGGUUCGACCGAAGCCCAAGCAAGAGACGCUCAAGAGGAGUGAAAAUAAACCAUCUAUGACAAUUUUUGAACUUUUUUCUUAAUGUACCACCCUUUUUCGUUCAUUGGACUGGAUUUCAAGCUUAUUUGGAAAGGGACGAUAUUUUGGCGAGGGGAAAUAGGAGGCCUGUGCAUACAUAUGCUAAUUAAUUCAAAAGAAAAAAAGAUUUAACUAUGGGCAAGUUCUCUGAUUGAAAUAAUAUUCAUGUUGCAAGUUGAGGAAGAAUAGACCUUUUCAAAACUUUAAAGAUUGAUUUCAGGAAAUUAAUUCUGACUGCAUAGAAAUCUGUUGAAUUUUGUUGAAAUACAUACGAAAAUCACGCUUCCCGAAACAACGCAGGACUAUGAUGGAAUUUACCCUGAAAACUAAGAAAUUAAUGUUCGUGCCGUUGUUUGAAAGUUCAAUGUGGUUUGGUAAAUUUAAGCUCCAUUGGAAAGGUUUUGAGAUUGUCGGUAUAUGAGCAAAAAACKCKAUCUUUGGUGAUUGCRUGACCGAGGUUCCACUUUACGUUCAGAAGUUUGAUUACUGUAAAAUUCACGCUAAAAAUUACGAUAGAAACGUUCUUUAAAUAGAUUUAUAAUCUCGUUUUGAUCGAAUAAGUUUUGGGUCGAUAAAAAAGCGGUUUCAACAGUUAGUUUAUAUGCAUAAAUCACGAAAAAGGGUAUUACAUUAAGAAUAUAUGCAUGUCAUAGAUUUUUUACCCGCGCUCUGUUCAAAAUUUGUCCAUUUUCACUCCUCUUUAGCGUCUCUUGCUCGGACUUCGAUCGAACCUCUUCUGUGGCCGUUUUCUCGAAAAUGAAAUAGUAUUUUCGAAAACCAACUACCCAGGGAUUCAUAUCYAAUAAUGGCCUAUCUAACUUCAAAAGAAGAGCGAAUUUGAUUUUUUGACCCUUGCCACGAAUUCUUGAAUUUGUUCGAUUCUUGUGGACAUUGCCUCUUAACAUGCAACAGAACCUGGGGUGCCUAUUAUUUAAAGCAAUCCUUCCGGUUUGAAAUUCGUUUGCUAAUAGAGUAAAAGAGCGGGAAACUUUGACUUGAGGUAAAUGCAUGCGUCUAGUGAAAGAACGAAAAGAGAUAGAAAAGUGAAUUACUCCAAUCGGAAGACCGAGUUUUYCGUAACUUUCUGUUCGGAAUAAAAAUUAUUUGUUUUCCAA